Python bivittatus (Burmese python) is the source of this 2690-nucleotide messenger RNA. Lineage: Eukaryota; Metazoa; Chordata; Lepidosauria; Squamata; Pythonidae. The record is from RefSeq and is a predicted model, not a curated record.
GGAAGGUAGAUUAAUUGUGAAGAAGAAGGGUGGAAAAGCAUUGCAGAGUUAUGACAGUUCUGCUUUAUUUCUUUCAGUGAUAAUUCACAGGUUUUUCAGCCUUAUGUCUUACGAACCCGCAGGAACAGCACAACAGUUAUGAACCGACACAGUAUGCUGAUAUCAUCAUCUCCAAUUCGUAUCCCUAGUAGUCGACUCCAUCAAAUCAGAAGGGAGGAAGGAGUGGACUUGAUGAACAGAGAAACAGCCCAUGAAAGGGAAGUGCAAACAGCAAUGCAGAUAAGCCAGUCAUGGGAAGAAAGCUUGAGCCUGAGUGACAACGACUUGGACAAAUCUGAAAAAUCUUCAUCUCCAAAGAGAAUAGACUUCAUUCCUGUUUCUCCAGCCCCUUCACCUACCAGAGGUAUAGGAAAGCAAUGUUUCUCACCAUCUCUGCAAAUGUUUGUGAGCAGUAAUGGAUUGCCUCCCAGCCCUAUUCCUAGUCCCACAAGGAGAUUUUCAAAGAGGAGCCAGAGCCCAAUCAACUGUAUCAGGCCUAGUGUACUUGGUCCUAUUAAAAGGAAAGGUGAAAUGGAAACUGAAAGCCAGCCAAAGAGACUUUUCCAAGGAACCACGAACAUGCUUUCUCCUGAUGUGACACACCUGACUGACCUCAGCUCAUGUUUGUCUUCAGAUAUUCUGGAUGGGAGCACAAGCAGCGUCAGCUCUUCCUCCGACUCCUUGGCCAAAGGCAGCACCACGACAGAAUCGCCCCUCGCGUGCUCCAAUUCGUGCUCUUCCUUCAUCUUGAUGGAUGAUCUUUCGCCCAAGUGACUUUUCCCAGGUGUCUGUCAGUGUCUGCCUGCGCUGUUCUCUCACUGUACAUACGUACCGAGAAGCCCACAGAAAUAAAUCCUUGAGGACCUGAGGAUUUUAAGUACUGAGUGGAAAUAUUAAUGCAACUUUGUUUCUUGGCAACUUCUCCAAGUGGUUUUGAUUACCUUUCUCUUUAGCCGACACAUCAGGCCAUUCCGAUGGUUCCUUUGCUGUCUGGUUUUGCAGCUUUUUUGUUUAAACCAACACAUUAUUUUACCAGUAUCUGUUCAGAUCAUACUAACUUUGCUUUCAAAGAAACUGCAAUGCUUUUUAGAAUUUUCAAACAAGCACCUAAUUUAUAUUAGUGUUAAAAUGGUAGGUGGGGAAACCUUUUGGUGUUGCUAUCAUGGUCAUUGGUUCUGGAGGUAAAGAAUAUGGUGGUGAGAGAAUUGUUAGAAAAUGUCAUUGUUCAACAUGCUUUUUUAAAGGAAUAACCUAGAUUGCUCUAGAAAUUCAUUUAGAGAAAAAAAUGAAGUGCUUCUGCUGGACAAGUGGCAUACUCUGGGCCUUAUCCCCCCUUCAUACACAACACACUUAAAAAAUUAUUUUAUAGAAGGAACUUGUUCUUUAUUUCUCAGUUGCAUCUUCUACUUUUUAAUUUCCAGAGAAGAGGGAGAGGUUGCAAGCUGUCCUUUGUAGUUCAAGGCAGUGGCUGCCAUAGCCUCGGAAGCUUGAACACUUUGCGAACGAUGGCUCUGUUGCAACUGAAUAUCGGCUGCAGCGGGAGGAAAUUUAACACACCUGCUGUUUUUGGGGUUUUACAUAGAUGGCUUCAAAGGCUGCAGGGGCCAUCAGUAGUUGCAAAAAUAUUUUUGGCCAAGGGGAGCUGGAAGGUGGGAGUUACUAGCCACAACUGUUUAGGCUACCAAGUAGAAUAUGUCAGAUAGUCGGUGUCUCCCGUGGCACUGAGAAAUGUUUGUGCCUUAGGAGACCUAGUAAAAAAAUGGAGGAAUGUAAGCUGAGGAUCUGGGUGGAGGGAAAAGACUUUCGUUGUAAGGAGGGCUUGAAUCAGGUGCUAUUGCCCCUCCUGCUGCUCCUUGGUUGCUCCUGAGGUCCCAGAAGAGGAGAAGAUUCUCUCGGCUAUUUGGGGUUGCACCACGCUGCGUCAGGCUUGCCUGAGAAAGAGCAGCCAUAAGCCAACAUUAAUUGCCAGGAAGGCUUCCUGUUUGUUUGGCUGCAAGCUCCAUUUGUACUUAAGGAGCUGACACAUAAGCCAGGAGGAAUAACCUGUAGUACCUUAGCUCAGUUUGGGGUACAGCAAAUGAUUUAUUUACUUCUUAAGAUCUAACCAGGCUUAACAAACAGAAAAGAGAUCCACUUGUAAUCUACUGUGUUAUGCUAUUUAUUAUUUAUAACUGUAAAAAAAAAAAGUCUGGUGAUGAAUUAUAGUAUUUUUUUAUGAUUGAAACCCUUUUUUAUGUUCCGUGAGUGCUGGCUAGUCUGUAUUGAAUAGGCAACCUUGUCUGCCAAAAAUGUAUGCUUCCCAUUCUGAAUGUUUGUAAGUAACCCACAUGCUCUUUUUGUCAAAAUACAUUUUUGAGUUUUUCCCCCCCUUUGGGUAAGAUAAUAGCACUGAAUUUGACAUGGGAUUGUGCUGACCUGUACAGCACGGGAUCUCUGCCAUUAUUUGUCUGUCUAAGGAGGGGAGGGGGAAGAACUCUAGAGAAUAUUUCAUUCUAAGAGGACAUUUCAUUUUCCACACAUUUAGCAUUUUGGUUUUGAAAGUGUUUGUUUGGAAUUGUAAUAAGUACUACAUUUGGGCCAGUUGUGCCUCCGUUAUUGUAAUCUCACUGUGGAGAGUUAGUUUCCCCACUUCCAAUAAAUAUUGUAAAAUA